Vicugna pacos (alpaca) is the source of this 3364-nucleotide messenger RNA. NCBI's taxonomy places the organism in Eukaryota, Metazoa, Chordata, Mammalia, Artiodactyla, Camelidae. The record is from RefSeq and is a predicted model, not a curated record.
UGCGCGCGGAGCGCCGGCUGAGGUCGGAGCGAGCCGGCGUGGUGCGGGAGCUGUGCGCGCAGCCGGGCCAAGUGGUGGCCCCCGGGGCGGUUCUGGUGCGAUUGGAAGGAUGUAGCCACCCAGUUGUCAUGAAGGGCUUGUGUGCUGAAUGUGGCCAAGACCUGACCCAGUUACAGAGUAAGAACGGCAGGCAGCAGGUGCCGCUGUCCACGGCCACCGUGUCGAUGGUGCACAGUGUCCCGGAGCUGAUGGUGAGCUCCGAGCAGGCCGAGAAGCUCGGACGGGAGGACCAGCAGCGGCUGCAUCGCAACAGGAAACUGGUGCUCAUGGUGGACUUGGACCAGACCCUGAUCCACACAACAGAGCAGCACUGCCCACAGAUGUCCAACAAAGGCAUAUUCCACUUCCAGCUGGGCCGGGGCGAGCCGAUGCUGCACACCCGCCUGCGUCCACACUGCAAGGAGUUCCUGGAGAAGAUCGCCCGGCUGUACGAGCUGCACGUCUUCACCUUCGGCAGCCGGCUGUACGCGCACACCAUCGCGGGGUUCUUGGAUCCUGAGAAGAAGCUUUUUUCUCACCGAAUAUUAUCGAGGGACGAAUGUAUUGACCCGUUUUCUAAAACAGGGAAUCUGAGAAAUCUCUUCCCUUGUGGAGACUCAAUGGUUUGCAUCAUUGAUGACCGAGAAGACGUCUGGAAGUUUGCCCCCAACCUGAUCACUGUGAAGAAGUACGUGUACUUCCAGGGCACGGGGGACGUCAACGCCCCGUCUGGGUCCCGGGAGCCUCAGGCCAGGAAGAGAGGUGCCGACAUCCCGGAACAGCCUCCAUCCGUCAGGGACCCCGAGGAAGGAAGGCAGGUGUCUGGGGUUGAGCAGAGCAACGGCCUCGGGAAACCAGCGAGGGAGCUAAACGGAGGUGCUGCUCCACGGGGGGGCUGGCCCUGGCCUGGGCAAGAGGAGGACAGGGGCGCCCGGCCCGCCGCCCGCACCCCUGGGGCCGAUGGCAGGGGGCCCCCAUCAUGUGUACAGCAGCGGGGGCGGACACAGCCCGAGAAGCGGCCCGUGUGGGGCCCCACAGGCCCCGACCUGGAGCUGGACGUCCCCAGUGACAGCGGGAGCAGCAGUGAGUCUGAAGGCCGGCCGUCCCCCGCCGCCUCUGACUGCGAGAGCGGGGAGAAGAGGGCCCGGAAGACCAAGGCCCCCCGGGACGCCGGCAAGGGCGGCCCACCCGGCGCAGCGGCGGACAGGCCUGCGGGUGCCAACCACUGCGGGGAGCCCACGCCCGGUGCCCACCUGGACGGCCAGGAGGAGGGCGAGCGGGACGGCCUCUGCGGGCUGGGCAGCGGCUGUGCUGACAGGAAGGAGGCCGAGACGGAGUCGCAGAACAGCGAGCAGUCAGGCAUCACNNACGACGAGACGACGCGCGGGCGGGUGGGUGUGGGUGGUGUGUGUGUGUGUUGUGAGGAGGAGGAGGACGCCGACGACGAUGACCACCUGGUGCACCUGGAGGAGAUCCUGGCCCGUGUGCACUCUGACUACUACGCCAAGUACGACCGCUUCCUCCGCGGGGAGGCCCGGGAGCCCCCCGACAUCCGGAAGAUUGUGCCCGAGCUCAGGAGCAGGGUGCUGGCUGAUGUCACCAUCAUCUUCAGUGGGCUGCACCCCACAGACUUCCCGGUGGAGAAGACGCGGGAGCACUACCACGCCACGGCGCUCGGUGCGCGCAUCCUCACCCAGCUGGUGCUGGACCCCGACGCCCCCGACAGGGCCACCCACCUGAUCGCGGCGCGGGCCGGCACGGAGAAGGUGCGCCAGGCCCAGGAGUGUGGGCAGCUGCACGUGGUCAACCCCGACUGGCUGUGGAGCUGCCUGGAGCGGUGGGACAAGGUGGAGGAGCAGCUGUUCCCGCUGAGGGAUGACCACGGCAGGGCACAGAGGGAGGACGGCCCGGCAGCCUUUCCCGACAGGCAGGGUGUGCUUCCCACCACCCUGUUCCACCCGACGCCCGUCCAUCCCAAGGCCCUGCCCGGCCCCGAGGCUCGGGUGUAUGACGCCAGCACGGGCAGGCUCAUUCGGAAGGGCGCUGCGGGCCCCGGGCCCCCCGGCUCCCUGCCCGUCCACGCAGAGCUCUCCUCCUUCAGGGCUGUUCAGCCACAUCCACCGCCGAUGUUUGGUGAGGACGUGCCAGACCAUCAGGAUGGGGAGCCGCCCGGCCCCCCGCGCAGGAAGCGCCAGCCCAGCCUGUCGGAGACAAUGCCACUGUACACGCUGUGCCGGGAGGACCUGGAGAGCAUGGACAGAGAGGUGGAUGACAUCCUAGGAGAAGGCAGUGAUGACAGCGACAGUGAGAGGAGGCGGCCGGAAGAGCAGGAGGAGGAGGAGCGGGGACGGAGGCCCCGUGAGCCUGAGGCCCCGGGGGCCCAGCGGGGACGCGCGCUCAAGUCCACUCCAUCCAGCGAGGGGAGUGCAGCGGAUGGCCGGGGGCCCAGGGGCCACAAGCGGAAGCUGAGCGAGGGGGAUGCUGCCAGCGGGUCCAGCUGCGAGGACGAGGAGGACGAGGACGAGGAGGGGGGCAGCUCGGAGGCAGACGAGAUGGCGGCUGCGCUGGAGGCCGAGCUGGGCGACCUCAUGUGACCGCCGGGCGGGGCUGGCACACGGCCACCUCCGUCUGCACAGGCCGCCCCCGGUGGGGUUGCCUUUUCUCCAGAGGGACGUGUCUGUUUAGCACAGCUCAACAUACAGAAACACGUUAUUUUGAAGAAAAUAGGUGUUUUUAGAAAUUUUACUACAGGAAAGCCGACUUUUUUAAGUGACAGCGUGUGACGGGGAGCGUGGUUCAUGCCAAAGAUGCUGGUCAGCUCAGCGGAGCCGCCUGGCGAGCUGGAGCUUGUGGUCUGCUGUCAGGCAAUGAGGGGCUUGGGGGGGGGCUCCCUAAAUACCGCACUUCAUUUAGGGAGGAGACUGGGGAUCCGACACCACGUGGGGGACGAUGUCAUGAGAACCCACAUUUUCAUGCUUUUUCACAACUAUAGCCACCAAACAAACGUGUUGGAUGUUAACUGAGGCAGAACAGUCACGUGCGUCAAAACCUGACAUCGGGUGGACAGGCCUAGGGGGCCCAAGGGAGCAGCACCGAGGCAGCCGGGCCCCUGGAGCUCUGCAGCGACCCGGGUUCCAGCACGGGGUCCACUCCACACACCCAGACCUCCCCCUUCCUCCGCAGGUGUCUGGAGUCUGGACAGAGGGCUGCCCUCAGUAGCAGCCUGGCUCCCCUGCGAGAUCGGAUGUAAAGUUUUGUAUAUCGAUUUCGUAUUUGACACACAGAUUUUUUCUUUCAUUUAAUAAAAGUCCUUUUUGUAAGCCUU